UGUGCUGAUUGCGUAUGAUCCAACCGGCUGCAAGAAAUAGGACAGCGGUGGUGGAUCCGUAUCUCGACGUCCACGCCGGAAUAGGGGAAGGGGAAAGGGAACACACAGGGUUUGAUGCUUCGCCGAGAAUCGUCUUCAAUCUCUUCUAUCCGAGGGUGAUGGCAGAUCCAUCGUUGACGGGGGCACUCCAAUACCUGGAAGCGCAGAGGCAUGCGCAGCCGGAGCUGGCCGAUUGGUACAGCGCCUUUGCGGAUCUGUACCAGCGGAAGCUAUGGCACCAGCUGACGCUCAAGCUCGAGCAGUUCGUUCGCUUGGCCGUCGUCCAGGCGGGUGAUUCCCUUAUACAACUAUAUCAUAACUUCAUUGCAGAAUUUGAGACAAAAAUCAAUCUCCUGAAGUUUGCACACUUUGCUGUUGUAGUAUCACAUCAGUAUUCAGAAAAAGAAGCUGCAAUCAGCUAUCUAGAUGGAAUAAUUGAGAAGUUGCAUGCCACAAGGGACUUGCAGAAUGAGGAAACUAUCGUUUAUGUAAAUAUGCAAAUAGCUGAAAUUAAUCUGGAAAUAGGAAAUCAAAAGGAGUGCAAAAGGCUUCUGGAACAAGGGAAGAGUACACUAGAUAGCAUGACUGACAUUGAUCCAUCUGUUCAUGCUAAGUAUUAUUGGAUGUCCUCUCAGUAUCAUAAAUCUCGUCAAGAGUUUGCUGAGUUCUAUAAGAGCACUCUCCUUCAUUUGGCCUACACUACAGUAGAGACACUUUCGGAAUCAUUCAAGUUGGAUUUGGCAUUUGAUCUGUCCCUUUCUGCCUUGCUCGGUGAUAACGUAUUCAAUUUCGGGGAAUUGCUUGCUCAUCCAAUUAUCAAUAGUCUGACUGGGACCAAUGUGGAGUGGCUUUACCAUAUCCUUCAUGCUUUUAACAGUGGAAACCUACUUCGCUAUCAAGAACUUUGUCGUGUACAUAAUAUCGCUUUAUGUGCACAGCCGGCAUUAGUGGAGAAUGAGAAGAAACUACUUGAAAAAAUUAAUAUUUUAUGUUUGAUGGAAAUCAUCUCAAGUCGGCCAUCUGAAGAUCGAACCAUUCCAUUGAGUGUCAUUGCUGAACGAACUAAACUUUCGAUUGAGGAUGUGGAAUAUCUUCUUAUGAAAAGCCUCUCUAGCUCAGGCCAUAGAAGGUCCAACCAUUCCACCGUCAAUUACGAGGACCAAGAAGCUGGAACCUAAAAGAUGGUGGGCAUUUUGCUGGUUAUACCUGCUACAUAAUUGGCAUUCGGGGCAAUAUCACCACCCCGAGUGAACAUCAUAUUGGGAAUCAAGCCACGAUACUGACUAAAUCUGUCAGGCAACUGAGUCUAGCACUGCCAACCAUUGUGUUAGAAAUUUUUGUUAUUACAAUGGAUUGAGCCCAUGACUAGCCUCAUAUGAAGUAGUAAUAAUUGCUUGCCCAACCAACUCAACGUGGACUGUUGGUUGAAUGCUUGUAAUCUUACAAGCAUAAUUUUUUUUUUCUUCAGCUUUUAAAAUAAAGUACUCCUAUGCCUAACCUUCUUUUU
Molecule: messenger RNA, 1546 nt
Organism: Musa acuminata AAA Group (dessert banana)
Lineage: Eukaryota; Viridiplantae; Streptophyta; Magnoliopsida; Zingiberales; Musaceae
Product: 26S proteasome non-ATPase regulatory subunit 13 homolog B
Exons: 6
Coding region: 15-1217 (400 amino acids)
Biological process (GO): ubiquitin-dependent protein catabolic process
Cellular component (GO): nucleus; cytosol; proteasome regulatory particle, lid subcomplex
Molecular function (GO): structural molecule activity
Source: RefSeq, a predicted model, not a curated record